UCUCGUCACCGGUGAUCUUGUAACGGUUUCGAACUCUAAAAUUAUCAGUUAAUCGCCACAGUCUGGCAACGCCGCCAUCAGCUGUUCAAUAAUCAAAUUGAUAAGAUUUCUCCCAUGUUUUUCGGUUGAGGUUCAGGCGAAGAUUAGAGGUCAGGAGCAAGUGAUCGAUUGUAUCUUCAAGUGGAAGUUAAUCUGCCUAAUUUACGAGUUUCAACAUGGAUGUGAAGGAACUGGAAGUAAACAAAACCCUGCCCUAUGACCCCUCCCUGCUGACGGUAAACAUAUCGCUGCGCCAGAUCGAGGAGAUCGCCAUGACGAUCUCCCAGCGCUGCCAUGUGACGGGAGCCAACGAGAUCGCCUGGGCACUGAGGGCUCUUAUGUUGACCGAUCUCACCACCUUGGCCGGCGAUGAUACGGCGGCCAAUGUCCGGCGGCUGUGCCUCCGCGCCUGCUACCCAUUCGAACCGCAGUUCUUCGACAAGUUCUUCGAUCGCGCCCUCAUCCCCGAGAUGCACACGGCCGCCGUUUGCGUUUACCCAGCCAGGGUAAAGGAUGCCUACACGGCGCUGCAGCAGUACGACAAACUGGACAAGGUGGCCAUUGCGGCGGUGGCCACUGGCUUCCCCACCGGCCAGUACGGCCUGCAGACGCGCCUGCAGGAGAUUAGCCACGCCAUUCUGGCCGGUGCCACCGAGAUCGACAUAGUGAUCAAUCGCCAGUUGGCGCUGGUGGGCGACUGGGAGGCCCUGUACAACGAGGUGGUACUCAUGCGCAGCGCCUGUGGACAGAGGGCUCACCUGAAGACCAUUCUUGCUAUUGGAGAGCUGGGCACCAUGGAGAAUGUCUACAAAGCAGCCAUGGUUUGCAUGCUGGCUGGAGCGGAUUUCAUCAAGACCUCCACUGGCAAGGAGACCGUGAAUGCCACUCUACCCGUUGGCCUAGUCAUGAUCUUUGCCAUCCAGGAGUUCAAGCGGCGCACCUGCCAGAUUGUGGGCCUUAAGCCAGCCGGCGGAGUGAAGACUGUGCGAGAUGCCAUCGCCUGGAUGACGCUGGUCAACGAAACACUGGGCAUCCGCUGGCUGCGUCCCGAGAGAUUCCGUUUCGGAGCCUCCGGACUGCUGGACGACAUUGAGCGAGUGGUUCGGGAGGGUGUUAAAAAACUGGAGGAGGAGGAGGCCCUCAAGAAUCAGCCUGUCUCAAAGGAAGCUGCUGCCGCCGAGACCUUCUGCAAGGAGCUGCGCAAGAAGAAGGAGGCUCAGUAGAAGGAGCUUCAUUCUAGCCUUUAUGCAUUUAUUGUAGCAUUUUUAUACAACUGACUAAAACCUAUCCAAAAAAAGAGAA
Messenger RNA from Drosophila takahashii, 1341 nucleotides. RefSeq names its product deoxyribose-phosphate aldolase (gene Dera). Lineage: Eukaryota; Metazoa; Arthropoda; Insecta; Diptera; Drosophilidae. The record is from RefSeq and is a predicted model, not a curated record. Gene Ontology annotation, biological process: carbohydrate catabolic process; deoxyribonucleotide catabolic process. Gene Ontology annotation, cellular component: cytoplasm. Gene Ontology annotation, molecular function: deoxyribose-phosphate aldolase activity.